Molecule: messenger RNA, 1430 nt
Organism: Vavraia culicis subsp. floridensis
Lineage: Eukaryota; Fungi; Microsporidia; Pleistophoridae
Exons: 1
Coding region: 1-1395 (464 amino acids)
Biological process (GO): cell division
Molecular function (GO): protein binding
Source: RefSeq, a predicted model, not a curated record
AUGGACCCUCUGUCCCUACCAUCAAUCUACUACAACUCUAAGCUGUACCUAUCAGCACUAACACUAUCUGAUUUUAUAAUACAUACACAUAAGAACGGGAACCUUGAUCUGUGCCCGUAUAAGCUCAUCACAUGUUUGUCUCUCUCCGAACUGAAUUACCACCAUAGAACACUGAAGUUCAUCGAGGAGAACGAAGAAAUCCUAAACUAUCACGUAAUACGAACAAUGUAUCUCAAGCUGGGAAAUAUUCUUGAUUCGAAGAAACUCAAUUUGGCACUCCUUAGAGAUAAAAAGAACGAGGACUUCGCAUUAGUGGAUGGUAAACUUGACAAAAGGAGCAUUGAGUGUUACUUCGAAGCGAUGGUGAAGAAGCACACGGAAAGAAAAGACCUGCUAGUUGAAGCUAUCAAUUCUGACAACCGUAACCUUGAAGCACUAAUGGCCCUUAAAAGGGAAGAUUUGGUGAGUUCGGAAGAGUUUGAUGAAUUAAUAACCGCUGGACCGGAGUGGCUGAGCAAGCUGUACGCAUAUGUCGUACAUUACAAGGAAGAAGUUAUAUUUUCUCCGUUUUUCAUGGAAACAUACGCGUAUGACCAUUAUAAACGGGGAAUAACCGGUCUGCUUUUCAACUUUGGCGUGGAAAUGAUCGAGGACUUUCCCAAGUGCUCUGUUUCAUAUCUUGUCCUCGGCUACCAUCAUCUAUCCAGGAAAAGGCACGGCGAGGCAAAAAAAUGUUUUUAUGAAGCGAUAAAGUAUGACAAACAGAUUGGCAAUCUAUGGCUCUUCUUGGGCUUGGCAUAUUCAGGCCUCAAAGAAUGCGAAAAUGCUAUUUCAUGUUAUACUCAGGCCAAGCAGCUGAUGAUAGGCUCAUACAAACCAGAUUUUUAUCUUGCCUACGAGUACCACAAAAUGUACAACAUCGAACAGGCAAAUCUAUUUUAUCUGAAGGCACUGAAAAUAAAGGCUGAGCCGAUUGUUAUUGUGAGAUACGCCACUCUCUUAAUUUACUAUGAAUAUUACGUGGAUGCUCUGAAAAUACUCGCUAGAAUAGGCGAUGCCAACGAGUUUCAAAAUGUUUAUAACCUGCUUGUUGCAUACGCAUUCCUCUUCACAGGGGAUUUGGAUAGAUCUGAGCUGUUCCUCGACAAGUGUAAAAAAGAUUGGCGAUAUUUGGCUACUAAAGGGUUUAUUAAGCACUUGCGGUCGGAAAUAGAUGCGGCAGCCGAUAUAUACACUGAUGCAUUGAUAAAGCAUGGCAGAUCAUGGGUGAUUGAAGAUCUAUUAAGGCUUACGGUUGAAAUUAAAGAUGCAAAAAAAGACAAUCUGGCGUACGAGUACGCCAAUGAUUUGUUUGACUCCAUGGAUUUGAAAUCGUUAGAUUUUAAACCUGUUUAAGUAAAACGUGUUAGGCAGAAAGAUGAUCAAAUUUA